Messenger RNA from Elaeis guineensis (African oil palm), 1794 nucleotides. Its product is annotated as anthranilate phosphoribosyltransferase, chloroplastic. The record is from RefSeq and is a predicted model, not a curated record. Gene Ontology annotation, biological process: L-tryptophan biosynthetic process. Gene Ontology annotation, molecular function: anthranilate phosphoribosyltransferase activity. Gene Ontology annotation, cellular component: cytosol. NCBI's taxonomy places the organism in Eukaryota, Viridiplantae, Streptophyta, Magnoliopsida, Arecales, Arecaceae.
ACCCACCUCCUUGCCACCGAGAAAAGUUGAGGCGAUCGAGUGGUUGCGAUGCUGGUCCAGCAUCACUAGUCCGACCGCCCUCGAUCGGUAUUCAUCCAUCAUCUUCGUCGUCGUCUUCUUCUUGUCAUCCCCCCUCCUCCGCCCAGAACCAAACUGAAACCCCUCUGAUCGAUCCCGUGUCGGUCUUUCCCUUCCUGGUCGGUUGUCGUCACCGCCGUCUUCUUCUUCGCUUUGGUCUUGGCUUCUGGGUUUCUUUCCUAUUUCUUCCCCUUGGGGUUGGGGGCAAGGCGUGAGCCCAUCCCACCCCAUAAUCAAUGGCGCUAUAUGGAUGCUUACCCCGCCUCUCUUCUCCGUACGUGGGGAGGCCCUUGCAGCAGCCAAGAUGCCACUUUCCCACGUUCCGCCCGGUCCUUCUUCCCCUUGCGGGCGGGCGAGCGAGGAGGCGCUCAAUAACUUCCCUGGUGCCCGCCCUACCGACAUCAGUAGGGCCGGCCCAGCUCACAUUCAAGGAGGUGAUUGAGUUGCUGAUAGACCGGGUCGAUCUCUCCGAAGAGGAGGCCGAGGCAUCUCUCGACCUUCUGCUUGUCGAGGGGAAUGAGGCUCUGAUCAGCGCCUUCCUCGUCCUUCUGAGGGCCAAAGGAGAGACCUUUGAAGAGAUUGUGGGAUUGGCGAGGGCCAUGAUCAAGUGCAGUGUCAGGGUGGAAGGACUGGAUGAUGCGGUCGACGUUGUUGGAACGGGCGGUGAUGGGGCGAACACCGUGAACAUCUCCACCGGUGCUUCUAUUCUGGCUGCGGCUGCUGGUGCGAGGGUUGCAAAGCAAGGAAACCGUGCCAGCUCUUCUGCUUGCGGGAGUGCAGAUGUCUUGGAAGCAUUGGGCGUGAAAAUUGAAUUGGGCCCUGAGGAGGUGAAAAGGUGCGUCAAGGAAGCAGGCAUUGGGUUCAUGAUGGCUCCCAAUUACCACCCAGCUAUGAAAGUUGUCAGGCCCGUAAGGAAAAGGCUUAAAGUGAAGACAGUAUUUAACAUUCUUGGACCAAUGUUGAAUCCAGCACGGGUACCUUUUGCUGUUGUUGGUGUGUACCACGAAGAUAUCGUAAUGAAGAUGGCCAAAGCAUUGCAACAGUUUGGAAUGAAAAGAGCAUUAGUAGUACAUUCAGUGGGUUUGGAUGAAAUAAGUCCACUAGGACCUGGAUAUUUUCUUGAUGUUACUCCUGAAAAGAUUCGGAAAUUACACUUUGAUCCAUUGGAAUUUGGUAUUCAUCGAUGUACUAUAGAAAGCUUAAAAGGGGGAGAUGCCGAAUUCAAUGCUAAAGUUCUUAGAGAUGUUCUGUCUGGUCAGAAGGGAUCAAUUGCAGAUGCUUUUGUAUUGAAUGCGGCAGCUGCACUUUUGGUUAGUGGUCGUGUGAACACUUUGGGCGAAGGAGUGGCUCUAGCGCAAGAGACACAUCUGUCUGGCAAAGCCAUUGAUACACUGGAGUUAUGGAUAAGACUCUCCAAUAAAUUGAGAGGAUAAGCCAGCCGUCUGUUCAAUCUGAAUACUUGUGCCUGUGAUUCAGAAGUAUAAGGUGUAGCAGGACGACACCAGUAUAAGCCACCGGUUCUUUAACUUAUGGGGCAUUAGUUUUUUUUCCAUAUCCAUGCUGGGGCGUGUUCUCUAUCAUUUGUUGGUGGUUGCCGUUCCCUUUUCUGUUUGUCGGUUCUUUGCUGAUUAAGAACGGAUGUUGGGACUAUGAAAUUCUAAUGAAAAUCAGCUUGAUUGGAUCUACUGAUCUAAGCAGGCUGCCCCAUUGAAAGAA